CAUAUUGAAGCACUUCAGGGAGAAAACAGAACUCACCCAACCUGCCGACCGUAACCCGAGCAGGCGAGCUGCGCCCAGUUCACGCGCCGCACCGGCGGCCGGCCGACGUCGCGUCCCCCUCCGUCCACCCUGCGCCCCGUUCCGCCCACCGUAGCGCUCCCGCCCUCCGCGGCGCUUCCCUUGCCUCCGCCGCCUCCCCGACCUCCGCCGAGCUCCCUCGCCGCGCAUACCUAGGUUCUGCUCGGCGACCGACGGCGGCGCCCCGGCUCGGCGCAGGGAGAAACGAUGGCCGCGAAACUUGAACAAUCUUCUCCUGCCCGACAACCAAAGCCUACCAUGUCACCAUCUUUACCUCCCAAGCUGUCAAUGUUCGGGGCAAAAGCUGGAUUCGUCAUACCAAAAAAUAAGAUACCAGGCUCAAUGAUUAUCCGCAAGGUUGAAGCACCAACUGUCCCCAAGGAAGAGAACCCUAAACCUCUCAAAAGAAACACAAAGUGGGGGCCUGAUCUUACCUCCGAUCCUGCCGUCAGGAAAGCCAAAGCUCUUGCUUACCAGACUAGAGUGGAGCAGAUUACAAAGGAGCUGACAUCUGGAGCUCUAGUGAUAGGAGGAAACGAAGGCUCAUUGAUUACGGUGAAGGGUUCAAGUUCUGAUGGUGUUGACAAUCCAAAAGAGAAUGAGGGGAAGAUUAAACUCUUGGAGCUUGAAAAACGAGAAAUUAUUGGAGAAAUACUCCAACUAAAUCCAGCAUACAAGGCUCCUGAUGAUUACAAGCCAUUACUUAAGGAGACAAAAAUCCCUCUGCCUACAGAAGCACAUCCAGGACAAAACAUCAUUGGAAUUCUUAUAGGACCUGAGAGAAAUACCCAGAAGCGACUACAGGAGGAAACUGGAGCUAAAAUACGAGUUUACGGGACUAAGAAAGGCAGUGGUGAAAAGGCUGAGGUUCGCCAGCCAGAUAUACAUGAAGCGCAAGCUGCUUAUGAGGACAUAUACAUACAUGUGUCAGCUGACUCUUAUGACAAAGUUGAUGCUGCAGUUGCAUUGAUUGAGAUGCUUCUUACUCCUGUCUCAGUAAAUUCAACAGAUACUCCAGAAACUGCUAUUGUUUCUUCGGCAGUUACCUCUAGUGGUGUAAACCCAGCUGAUAUGCAACAGGGGCAGAGCACCACUUCUCAGCCUGGCUUAUUUCAGUACCAAUCACAUAGUGCUCAUUGGCUUUCCAUUUCUCAAACCAGUGCUCCAGCAAUUCCUUCCUCAGGGCCUACACCGAGCUCAUUAUCCAACAAUUCUUUGCAGCUGCAACCUCCUGUUGGUUCUUUCAGCAUGCCACCAUAUACAGGACAACCUCCUCACAUGAAUUUUAUGCCAAGAAACACACCACCUUUUCCUGGAUUUCAGCCAUCAAUGCCGAACAAUCAACAACUUUCACAGCAGUUCCAAGCCAACCCCUCCAUUGGACCACCUUUUGGCCAACCACCUGGAAAUGCUUACAACCCACAACCAUUGACAUCUUCCGCAGCGCCACUGCCUGUUAGACCCCUUCAAACACCCCAUGCGUCUGGAGGAUGGCCAACUUUCUCCCCUGCUAUGGCACAAUCCCAGAGACCUUCACAAGGUGCACCAAGUUUUAUGCCAAUGAGACCUCCUAUUUCUGUCUCGCCAGUUCCAUCGGGACCUUCUCAGUCAAAUAUGUCCACCAGCUAUGGAACUCAGAAUCCGCCAAGAGCAAACUUCACUCCGUCAGCAACAUUACAUUCCAGGCCUCCUGGUGGCCCCCAGUCUUUUCCUUCAGUUUCAUCUCAUGGUCCUAUGUCGGUGCAAGUACUAUCAUCUCCUGUUGGGGCGCCACCGCAGCAAACUUACCCGCCAUUGAUGCAAAUGCGUCCUCCCAUGUCAACACCUCCUCAAAUGAGAGGCACACUUUCACCUUUCCCUCAAGCUGGACCAACACCUGGCAAUGCACAAGUGGCACCUUCAUCGCGCCCGCCUGCUGGUAUGCACGGAUUGUCUUUCUCAAGUUCAGCAAACACAGGCUACAAUCAGACAUCUAUAGCUGCUUUCAGACCUCCACGUCCAGCCACAGGCGAUUUUACCUUUAGGCCUCACGCGCCACCUUCGGCGGACCAUCCAGCUUCAGCGGGCCAAAUGGGAGCUCAGGCUAACUCUCCGUUUGGUUUACCUCAAGCACCGCAGUUCCGUCCUGCCAACCAUAGCCCCAUUUCCCCAGUUCAAGGUUUCCAAAGGCCUCCAGAUGGAAGUCAUAUGGGUCAGGCUCGGAUGCAUGCUCCACCUCCACACUUCCACGGGACCUUCCCUGGGAAUCCACCUGCUCAUGAAUCACCUAACGGGUUUCGACCAUUUCCUCCAGCAAAUCCAUCAAACAGAAUGCCGUUUCAUUUCUUGCCACCACAGCAGAAUCCAUUUCCAAAUGCAAACAGGCAAGGUGGCCCAAAUCCGAUAUACGAUCCUUUCGCGCCAACAUCCGUGUCAGGGGGGAGCAAAGAAGGCGGCGGCUGACCCUGUCUACUGAGGAUCUCAUGGCAUCUGUUGGCUCGAAAGGAGGAGACGUUGAUGUCAUCUCUGUCCUGGAAUCGAAGCUGCGAUGUGAAGGGAGUUGAGCCUUGAGCGGUCAAGGUGCUUAACUUGCACCAUCGCUCUCCCUCUUUUUGUUUUGACAGAAGAACACCGUGUCGAAGGAGACAUUUCUUGCAUUUGCGGGUUGUACGUUCAAAUCCUCCAUUAAAGAAAGAAACAAAGAUGCCUGUGCUGUUUUGCUCUUCGAGCAAGCCAAACUCAUACCCGGAUCACUUGCGUUUGUUUACAGCAAUUUAUGUACUGCUGCCUUGCUUCCAGUGCAGUCCUAAAAUAUUCUUGUGCCAGCAUUGACAUGUAACCGAAUCUAUAAGUGUCUACACAGUAGGAAACAAGAGAUGAUGAGAUGAAUUCCCCUCCCUUUUCUUCCUUCCCGAGUAGCUAAAGGCAGAAUAUCCUAUCCACUAACCCCAAGUGGAAACCAAGCCUUCUGUGGUUCAGAAACGUGGAGUCCGGUUUUGAUCGUCGUUUGUCAAUUGUCAUGACUUCUUUCUAAGUUAGUUAAUCAACUUUUCUUUUGGUAA
Messenger RNA from Aegilops tauschii subsp. strangulata, 3119 nucleotides. RefSeq lists its product as uncharacterized. Gene Ontology annotation, molecular function: mRNA binding. Gene Ontology annotation, cellular component: nucleus. Gene Ontology annotation, biological process: regulation of mRNA splicing, via spliceosome. Lineage: Eukaryota; Viridiplantae; Streptophyta; Magnoliopsida; Poales; Poaceae. The record is from RefSeq and is a predicted model, not a curated record.